Messenger RNA from Salvia hispanica, 3258 nucleotides. Its product is annotated as receptor-like protein EIX1. NCBI's taxonomy places the organism in Eukaryota, Viridiplantae, Streptophyta, Magnoliopsida, Lamiales, Lamiaceae. Gene Ontology annotation, molecular function: protein binding. The record is from RefSeq and is a predicted model, not a curated record.
UAUGCGCUUUUCACUUUCUCAUUUUAUUUAAUCAUGAAUUACCUUUACUUCAAGCUCAGUUUUGUCUUACAUGCAUUUUAUCUUCAUCUAUUUAAACAGCUAAACUUGAUGUAUUGGAGUAUCCAAAAAUACACACAACACCUCCACAAAUCAAUGAGUAUGAUUUCUGAAAAAAGAAUAGCUAUCCAAUUUCUACUUGUUGUUCUUGUCUGUGUGUUUGUUUCAGGAGAUGCAAAAGUGAGAUGCAUAGAGAGGGAGAGAGAAGCUCUUCUAAGCUUCAAGAAUGGCGUCUUCGACUACUAUGGCUAUCUCUCGUCAUGGCGAAGCAUCGAAUGCUGCAGAUGGUAUGGUGUUUGGUGCAGCAACACCACUGGCCAUGUCAUCGCCCUCCAACUUAAUAUCAGAUUGGAAGGUGAGGUUGGUUCUUCCUUGCUUGAGUUGCAUCAUUUGAACUAUCUUGAUCUCAGUUGGAAUGAUUUUGGAGGCAAUCCAUUCCCAGAUUUCAUUGGUUCCAUGAAACAGUUACAACAAUUGUUUCUCAGGGGUUGUAACUUUUCUGGGAUUGUUCCUCCUCAGUUAGAGAACCUUACAAACCUACAAUCACUCGAUCUUAGUCAGAAUAAUUUUGAAGGACCAAUUCCUGAAUUCUUUUGUUCCAUGAAACAAUUACAACAAUUGUUUCUCCGUGCUUCUAAAUUUACUGGGAUCGUUCCUCCUCAAUUAGGAAACCUUACCAACCUUCGCGUACUUGACCUUUCAUAUAACUCUUUGAGGAUUAAGAAUCUUGAUUGGCUUUCAAGCCUCUCUUUGAUGUAUAAUCUUGGUUUGAGUCAAAUCGACUUAAGUCAUACAAACUGGCUGCCACAGAUCCUAAGUCUUCGUUUCCUCUAUGGAUUGCAAUUGGACUCUUGUAACAUAAGCACAACUAUAGUGGAACCAACUGUUAAUUCUUCUACAUCUCUUUCCUUGCUCGAAUUGGAUGAUAACCAACUCACUCCUUCCUCGUUCCAUUGGUUAUCUAACAUAAGCACAACUCUAGUGGGUAUAGACCUUUCACAUAAUGCUUUAGGGGGGCCAAUUCCUGACGCAUUCAUAGAGAAAUUGGUUCUUGUUGAAACUCUUGGUCUUGCUAGUAACAAGUUUGAAGGUCAAAUCCCGAAAUCUUUGUUCAAUUUGAGUCAUUUACGCACCUUAGUCCUUUACGAAAAUGACUUAAGGGGAAACACUGAUGAGUUGUUUGGAAAUACAUCCGGGAAAGGAAUAUUGGAAUCGCUCCAAAUUCUCGACUUGGCCCGUAAUAAACUCAAUGGACCAGUGCCAGACCUGAGAGCUUUUUCUGCACUGACAGAAGUGUACUUUGGGGGAAACAACCUGACUGGCUCUAUUCCUCUAAGUAUCGGCCAACUCUCUGAGCUUCGUGUUCUAGAUCUUUCUACAAAUUUGUUGGAAGGUGUAGUCUCUGAAUCCCAUCUCAUCAAGCUCAACAAGUUAAAGAAACUAGAUUUAUCUUUCAAUUCAUUGAUAUUGCAUUUUGGCCCUGAUUGGAGUCCUGCUUUUCAGUUGGAUGCUAUACUUUUAGCUGGAUGCAAUGUGGGCCCAUCUUUCCCAAAAUGGAUUCAAACUCAGAGAAGUUUCACUACCCUUGAUAUUUCUAGAGCUAAUAUAACAGAUGAAAUCCCAGCAUGGUUGUGGAAUGUAUCCCCUUCAUUAGCCAACUUAUACCUUUCUGAUAAUCAAAUUACCGGUAUUAUCCCGAAUCUCUCAUCCAUUCCCAUCACCGUCAUAGAUCUUAGUAACAAUAGGCUCUCAGGUUCCAUUCCAUUAUUUUAUGCCUAUGUUGAGCUUGUUCAGCUGAGUGGAAAUAUGUUAUCUGGAUCAAUUUCAUCUAUCUGUAGUGUAUUCUAUGGUCGGUUCUGGAUACUUGACCUGUCCAAUAAUCAGUUGGCUGGAGAGAUUCCCAAUUGUUGGGAGCAAUUGCCAAACUUAUUCUCUCUCAGUUUAGCUAACAACAGGUUAUGGGGUGAAAUUCCUAGUUCUUUGGGACAUUUGCACGACCUCGCUGCACUGCAGUUGCGUGGUAAUAGUUUAUCGGGAGAGUUUCCUUCCGCUUUGAGAAGUUGCCAUAACAUGCAGUUAGUUGAUGUUGCAGAGAAUGAGUUAACAGGAGACAUCCCUUCUUGGUUUGGUGAAAUGUAUAAAAUGACAUUUCUAAACCUUGGCACAAACAAAUUGCAUGGCAGUAUUCCUGACGAGAUAUGCAAUUAUACGUCUAUUAGAAUUAUAGACUUGUCUAAAAACAUCCUGUCUGGAAAACUCCCGGAUUGCUUCAAUAAUUUUACUUCAAUGGCUCAAAAUAGUACGCCAGCUGAUUUGGUUCGUCUGGGUUAUGUUUAUAGCUUCACUUACAGUCCUCCUCUUCCAAAUCAGAAUUUUAAAAGGUACUUUGGGUAUUCACUAUUUACGUGGAAGGAGCAGGAAUCAGAAUAUAGGAAAAAUCUCAUAUUUCUCAAACUUAUUGAUCUUUCAAGCAAUAGAUUGUCCGGAAACAUUCCCAAAUCAUUUUCUAGUAUGAAGGGAUUGGUUUCCUUGAACCUAUCAUCAAAUAGUUUCACAGGAAGUAUAAUUCCAGAUAUUGGUGAGAUGGAAAUGCUAGAAUGUCUUGAUCUAUCAAAGAAUCAGUUGUUUGGGAAGAUCCCCUCUAGCUUGGCACAUUUAAAGUACUUGGAUUUUCUUGAUUUGUCAAACAACAAUUUGUCUGGAGAAAUUCCAACGAGUACUCAACUUCAGAGCUUCAAUGCAUCUGCUUAUGCCGGGAAUGAUGGACUCUGUGGGCCCCCGCUCGCAUUGUGCCCCAAAGAUAUCUUGAAGCCACCCACCACUCUUCCGAAGAAAGACAUCAGUCUCUCUUUUAUGCAAGAAGUGGGCGUAUCAAUGGCCCUUGGUUUUAUAUGUGGAUUUUGGGGUGUUCUUGGUACUUUCGUACUCAAGAAAACAUGGAGAAUUGCAUUCUUCAACUUUUUUGAUGCCAUUGGAGAUUGGUUUUAUGUGAGGAUUGCUAUAUUUGCAUCCAAAUUGAGAAGAAGCUGAUAUAUCAGAGGUGGACAGAGAUGGUACAAGAAGAAAGGAACGACAACUAUUGCUUAUGAAUAGUCUUUGUACCUUGAUUGAAGUGCUUUGAUGUCCUAUAUUUCAUCAAUAUGUUGGUCAUGUAAUUUAUUUUGCGAUAAUACAAUAUUGUGGGAUCUUAUUAUUGUCAAA